AAGUGGCCGAGUCCCGUCGGCCCCUGCGGGCCGCUCGCCGUCGCCGUGGAAACGAAAGAGGCCAAGUAGCGCUCCGCCCUGACACGCCGGCUCCGGUGGGCUCCAGCCGGCUACGCCGCGGCGGACAACGAUGCUGAAGGCCAAGAUCCUCUUCGUGGGGCCUUGCGAGAGUGGAAAAACUGUUUUGGCCAACUUUCUGACAGAAUCUUCUGACGUCACUGAAUACAGCCCAACCCAAGGAGUGAGGAUCCUAGAAUUUGAGAACCCGCAUGUUACCAGCAACAACAAAGGCACGGGCUGUGAAUUCGAGCUAUGGGACUGUGGUGGCGAUGCUAAGUUCGAGUCCUGCUGGCCAGCCCUGAUGAAGGAUGCUCAUGGAGUGGUGAUCGUCUUCAAUGCUGACAUCCCAAGCCACAGGAAGGAAAUGGAGAUGUGGUAUUCCUGCUUUGUCCAACAGCCGUCCUUACAGGACACACAGUGUAUGCUAAUUGCACACCACAAACCAGGCUCUGGAGAUGAUAAAGGAAGCCUGUCUUUGUCGCCACCCUUGAACAAGCUGAAGCUGGUGCACUCAAACCUGGAAGAUGACCCUGAGGAGAUCCGGAUGGAAUUCAUAAAGUAUUUAAAAAGCAUAAUCAACUCCAUGUCUGAGAGCAGAGACAGGGAGGAGAUGUCAAUUAUGACCUAGCCAGCCUUCACCUGGGACUGCCACAUCCCCAGUGAAAUCAGCAUGUUUCUCGGUGCAGAUCUGAAAUCACAUCCAGCUCCUGAUGUUUUCUUCUCCCUCUGACUGCAGAGGAAGUGUUCCUACCUGCAGGAAGGCACCUGUCACGCAGGGCGUUCACUCAGACCAUCUGUGCUCUGUCCUGAGUUCAGUUGAGAAAAUCCUAUUAUCGAAUUUGGAUUUCCUGGCCCCAGAACUUCCCAAAGACCUGUAAAAUGGAGGGAUUUACCGCCUCACAUAUGUCCAGUUAUACAGUUUGUGGAAUUGUAACCGUCGCAGCCCAAUGAUACAACAGUAGUUUAAUCGUGUAUUGGCUUGAAUGUGAUUUUCAUUCCUUGAUUCACCCAACAAAUGCCGACUGGCUGAGCACCUGCUGUGUGUGCACUGCUGUUCUAGCUGCUGACCGUAGACAGCAUAAAUGAAAAAGACAGAAAUCCCCACCGUCGUGGAACUCAUUCCAUUUUCCUAAAUGUUAGUUUGGUGCAAAACUAAUCGUGGUUUUUGCCAUUUUUAAUUUUUAAUGGCAGAAGCCACUAUUACUUUUGCACCAACCUAACAGGCUGAUUCAGAAACUUGAGUGCAAUGUCUUGGAUAUGCAAAAAAGAAAAUCAAAAUGCAUUCUUCAUUCUCUGUAAGAGUUCUAGGCGGGGCGUGGUGGCUCACACUUGUAAUCCCAGCACUUUGGGAGGCCGAGGUGGGUGGAUCAUGAGGUCAGGAGAUUGAGACCAUCCUGACCAACAUGGUGAAACCCCAUCUCUACUAAAAAUAGAAAAAUUAGCUGGAUGUGGUGGUGUGUGCCUGUAAUCCCAGCUACUUGGGAGGCUGAGGCAUAAGAAUUGCUUGAGCCUGGGAGGCAGAGGUUGCAGUUAGCCAAGAUCACGCCACUAUACUCCAGCCUGGGCAACAGAGCAAGACUCCAUCUCAAAAAAAAAAAAAAAAAAGAGUUCUAGCCCAGGAGCGGUGGCUCACACUUGUAAUCCCAGCACUUUGGGAUGCCAAGGCAGGCAGAUCACUUGAGGCCAGGAGUUCAAGACCAGCCUGGCCAACAUGGCAAAACCCCAUCUCUACUAAAAAUAGAAAAAUUCACAGGGUGUGCUGGCACACGCCUGUAAUACCAGCUACUCAGGUGGCUGAGGCAUAAGAAUUGCUUGAGCCUGGGAGGCAGAGAUUGCACGGAGCCGAGAUUGCGCCACUAUACUCCAGCCUGGGUGACAGAGACCUUGUCUCAAAUAAAUUAAGUUAUAUUAAAUGUUUAAAAAGAGGUCUAAGUAAGUUUCAUAUGCUGCCCUCCCUCAGAUAAUGAGGGAACCUGGGGUACUUAAAAUGCCAAAUGAACGUAUACUUGAUCUUUAUUCAUAGAUUUUGUAUUUGAGAAUUUGCCUACUCAUUAAAAUAUGUUUGUAACCCCCAAAUCAA
Molecule: messenger RNA, 2140 nt
Organism: Pongo pygmaeus (Bornean orangutan)
Lineage: Eukaryota; Metazoa; Chordata; Mammalia; Primates; Hominidae
Gene: IFT22
Product: intraflagellar transport 22
Exons: 5
Coding region: 131-688 (185 amino acids)
Source: RefSeq, a predicted model, not a curated record